AUGUACAUUUCUCGUGCACUUGGCUUUAUAGCUUCUAACGCUACCCGCGCUCAAACACCCGCUGCUCGCUUCGCUGCUUCUCAAGCCAGAAGAUAUGCUUCAGCUGCCAGUGCUGGUCAAAUUCGUUCUGUUAUUGGUGCCGUUGUCGAUGUCCAAUUUGAACAAGACAACUUGCCUGCCAUUUUGAACGCUCUUGAAGUCAAAGAUCACGCUGGAGGUCGUCUUGUUCUUGAAGUUGCUCAACACUUGGGUGAAAACACUGUCCGUACUAUUGCUAUGGAUGGUACUGAAGGUCUUGUUCGUGGUCAAAAGGUUGUUGACACUGGUGCUCCUAUUACCAUCCCCGUCGGUAAGGAAGUCCUUGGUCGUAUCAUCAACGUUAUUGGUGAACCCAUUGAUGAACGUGGUCCUAUCAACACCAAGGCUCACCGUCCUAUUCACGCUGAAGCUCCCGAAUUCGUUGAUCAAUCUCCUACUCCCGAAAUCCUCGAAACUGGUAUCAAGGUUGUCGACUUGUUGGCUCCUUAUGCUCGUGGUGGUAAGAUUGGUCUUUUCGGUGGUGCUGGUGUCGGUAAGACUGUCUUGAUUCAAGAAUUGAUCAACAACAUUGCCAAGGCUCACGGUGGUUACUCCAUCUUCUGUGGUGUCGGUGAACGUACUCGUGAAGGUAACGAUCUUUACCAUGAAAUGAUUGAAACUGGUGUCAUUCAAUUGGAAGGUGAUUCCAAGUGUGCUCUUGUUUUCGGUCAAAUGAACGAACCCCCAGGAGCCCGUGCCCGUGUUGCCUUGACUGGUUUGACCAUUGCUGAAUACUUCCGUGAUAACGAAGGUCAAGAUGUGUUGCUCUUCAUUGAUAACAUUUUCCGUUUCACUCAAGCUGGUUCUGAAGUAUCUGCUCUUUUGGGUCGUAUCCCCUCUGCUGUCGGUUACCAACCCACUCUUUCCACUGAUAUGGGUGGUAUGCAAGAACGUAUUACUACCACCAAGAACGGUUCCAUUACCUCCGUCCAAGCUGUCUAUGUCCCUGCUGAUGAUUUGACCGAUCCUGCUCCUGCUACCACUUUUGCUCACUUGGAUGCCACCACUGUGUUGUCUCGUUCAAUUGCUGAAUUGGGUAUUUACCCUGCUGUCGAUCCUCUUGACUCCAAGUCUCGUAUCCUUGAUCCCCGUAUUGUCGGUGAAGAACACUACAAGGUUGCCACUGAAGUUCAACAAAUCCUUCAAAACUACAAGUCUCUUCAAGAUAUCAUUGCUAUUUUGGGUAUGGAUGAAUUGUCUGAAGAAGAUAAGCUCGUUGUCGAACGUGCCCGUAAGAUCCAACGUUUCUUGUCUCAACCUUUUGCUGUCGCUCAAGUCUUCACUGGUUAUGAAGGUCGUCUUGUCAAGCUCACUGACACUAUCCGUUCUUUCCAAGAAAUCUUGAACGGUAAGCACGAUAGCUUGCCUGAAUCUGCUUUCUACAUGCAAGGUGAUAUCAGCGAUGUUCAAAAGCGUGCUGAAGAAAUUGCUAAGGAAAUGGGCUCUCAAUAAGAUAUUGACAACGAUAGAAAAACUCAAUCUCGAAAAUCGAGAAUUUGAUGUUUUGUGUAAUUUUGUGUUUGUAACGCAAUUAGAAACUAAUAAAACAAAAUAAAGACUUGUAAGAUGAAUUAGUUUUUAGACAAAC
Molecule: messenger RNA, 1666 nt
Organism: Gilbertella persicaria
Lineage: Eukaryota; Fungi; Mucoromycota; Mucoromycetes; Mucorales; Choanephoraceae
Product: ATP synthase subunit beta
Exons: 4
Coding region: 1-1530 (509 amino acids)
Biological process (GO): proton transmembrane transport; proton motive force-driven mitochondrial ATP synthesis
Molecular function (GO): ATP hydrolysis activity; proton-transporting ATP synthase activity, rotational mechanism; ATP binding
Source: RefSeq, a predicted model, not a curated record